Molecule: messenger RNA, 1029 nt
Organism: Prorocentrum cordatum
Lineage: Eukaryota; Dinophyceae; Prorocentrales; Prorocentraceae
Source: the annotation of a GenBank genome assembly
AUGGUGGAGGACGCGAGGCGGGUCGCAGAGAAGGUCGGCAUCGAGUACCGGAACGUCGAGGCGACCUGCCGGAGGGCGGAGGAAGCGCUCUUCGGCAAGAGCAGCACCGAGGAUCACGACCUUGCCUCCGAGGAGAGCCCCUCCACCUCGGCCUCGCGGCGGAGCCCCUGCGGCGACGCCGGGAGCGCGGAGGACAGGGCCGACAGCUGCCCUCCCGGACAGAGCCCGUCCACCAGCCCAGCGAUGGCCUCCGCGGGCGCGCGCUCCGCCGAGCCGCGCAGGUCCGUGAAGUUCGAGGAGCUGCUGGUGGCGGAGGACUCCGCCCCGUCGCCGCCCGCGGCCCCCACCCCGACGCCGUCCAACGGCACCACCCCGUCGCCGCCCGCGGCCACGGCGGCCACGGCGGCGGCCGUUAGCCAGGCGGGGCAGUGGCCCGCGCUGCCAGCGGCGCAGAAGGCCUGCGCGCCCGAGGCGCCUGGGCCUUGGCCCGCGCUGCCCGGGGCGCAGAAGGUAGACCCGGAGGCGGACGAGGACGGGAUAGAGCACAAGCCCUCGAUCAAGAACACAUUUGUGCAUCUCCGGGAAGACGAUGCCAAGGAGGCCGACGCCGGGGCCCAGACGUGCCCCAUCCUGCAUGGCGCGAGCUGGGGCGGCAAGAGGGGGUCGCGCUCGAGGGCCGCGGACGCCGAGCAGGCCGCCCGGGGGACCCGAGGCAGCGCCAGCAAGUGCCCCGAGGACAGCACGAAGAUCCUCGAGGACUUGCGCACGCCGGACAUGUUCGACGCGACGCCCAACAAGUUCGCUUGGCCCUACACCCACCAGGGCGGCGGCGUCUUCGAGAGGACCCUCCGGGAGCAGGCGGCGGAGACGGCGAGCCGCCGCAGCUCGCUGGCCAGCCGCAGGUCGGAGAGCCAGCGGGGCUCCUUGCUGCAGGUGGAGGAGGGCGCGUCCACGGAGGGCAGCUCGCCAGACUGGUUUCAGCCCACGCCCACGCCGUUCGUCACAGAUUUCCAGCUGCUGUGCGCAUGA